UCAGAAGUAGUUUUCCAAAACUGAAUCAAACCAUUAGGAAGUAAAGAAGAAACUAUAUCAAGGUGGAAUGGAGAAAUAUAAUGUUGCAAUCUUGUUGCUUUGGGUGUUCAUUGCAUUGUGUAUCAUACUUGAAUUGAAAGUUGAAGCAAAAGUAUCAUCACAUUUUGAUAGAGAAAUCGAAGCCAAACUAAAGCUCCUUAAUAAGCCUGCAGUGAAAUCCAUUAAGAGUGAAGAUGGAGAUAUUAUUGACUGCGUCAACAUUUAUAACCAACCAACUUUUGAUAAUCCAGAUUUAAAAAAUCACACUAUUCAGAGGAUACCCGAUUUUCUUCUUGAUCAAUCCCACAUUUCAAGCACAGAAUAUGCUUCCAACGCAAGCACUGAAGUGUUUCAAACAUGGCAAAAAAGUGGAAGUUGUCCGGAAGGAACUAUUCCUAUUAGGAGAAUUCAAAAGGAGGACUUGUUAAGGGUUGCUUCAGUUGACCACUUUGGACAAAAACCCUUUGAGCCAUUUGUGAAUUCAGCAAACACCACAAACCUUAAUUUCUCUAGCCUUAGUGCCACCACUAAUCUAGUUAGCCUCAAAAAUCGCUCGGAUGCAAAUCUUUUGACAUUAGGAUACAAUUUUAUCGGUGCAAUGGCAAAUAUUAAUAUAUGGAAUCCAAAGGUUGAACGACCAGAAGAUUUCACUACUGCUCAAAUGUGGCUUAAGGCUGGCAAUGGUGCUGAUUUUGAAAGCAUUGAAGCAGGAUGGACGGUUAAUCCAAAGUUGUAUGGUGACCACAAUUCUCGACUGUUCGUAUAUUGGACCAGAGAUUCAUACAAGUCAUCAGGAUGUUUUGAUCUUACUUGUCAUGGUUUUGUGCAAAUAAGUUCAGAAAUGGCGCUCGGUGCUUCUUUAGGACCUUAUUCAUCCAGCUUUAACCAACAAUACGAAAUUAAUGUUGGAAUCUUUAAGGAUAAUGGUGGAAACUGGUGGCUAAGAGUGAAGAAUAGAAUAAUUAUAGGUUAUUGGCCAGCUGAGUUGUUGGGUAAUUUAAAACACAGUUCAACAUUAAUUCAAUGGGGUGGACAAGUGUUUAGUUAUGCAGUGAAAAAAACUCCUCACACUGGAACACAAAUGGGUAGUGGAGAAGAAGCAAGUGGUGGCUUUGGGUUUGCAAGCUACAUGAGUAAUUUGAGAAUUAAGGAUUAUUCACAAUCUCUCAAGUAUCCAGAACUAGUACAUGCAUUUGCUGCGGAACCAUAUUGUUAUAGUGCUCUCAAUAUUGAUGUUCAUUAUAAAGAACCUAUAUUCUAUUUUGGUGGACCCGGACGAUAUAUUCCUCAUUGUCCUUGAUUAAUCCUUGCAUCUUCAAAUAUACACAUUUGGAUGCUACAAUGUGUUUCAUGAAAAAUAAAGUAUAUGCAUUUAUAUUUCCUUUUGGACUUGCAA
Messenger RNA from Cicer arietinum (chickpea), 1435 nucleotides. RefSeq names its product protein neprosin-like. NCBI's taxonomy places the organism in Eukaryota, Viridiplantae, Streptophyta, Magnoliopsida, Fabales, Fabaceae. The record is from RefSeq and is a predicted model, not a curated record.